AUAAAUACAGCUGAAAAGCAGUGACAGAGAGAGAGAAAGAGAGAGACUGAGACAGAGAGAGAGACAGACUUGAAACAGAAAGCGUGUGAUGGAAGAUCAGUGGAUGAGCGUGUUUAGGACGAGAGCAGGAGGUCUUCAGGACAAGUGGACACUCCGCAUGGAUGACUCCAUUCAACCACAAAGACCAGAUCUGGGGUUCUUUGAGUACAUGAAGGGAUCGUUCGCAGAGUUUCGGUGUUCUGGGUGUGGUCACAGAUGGGCCUCUAAGCGAGUGAUGGUUGUGUUUCAUUACUCACGUGAUGCAGCCUCUGUAAAGGCACGUCGCUGUAAGCAGGAGUGUCGCCGCUGCAAUGGUGCCAGGAAUGAGAUGCCGACUUUCAGUCACGAGAACAUUGACGUGAUGGUGGAGAAACUAAUAGAGAAAAUUAAAAUCCGGUGCUACGGGGAGAACACCGGAAAAUCAAACCGAGCCUCACGCUUUUUUGGGAAUAUAAAAGGGCCACAUGAAAAUGCACACUGUGAGGCCUGUCAGCUGGGGAUCUGCCAACAGGGCACAUGAACCACAUAACUGCCCCAGCUGGGUGUCAGUGCUACUGAAAUACAUACCCAAAAAUUACUCUCUAUAACCCCCUUAGAUGUAUACAUGAUUGUUUUAUUUCGAGACUGCAUUAUGUUUACAGAUAUAUUUAAUAAAUAAUAAUUUAACACAAACAUACAAAUAUUUCUUGGU
Molecule: messenger RNA, 730 nt
Organism: Hemibagrus wyckioides
Lineage: Eukaryota; Metazoa; Chordata; Actinopteri; Siluriformes; Bagridae
Product: receptor-transporting protein 4-like
Exons: 2
Coding region: 89-559 (156 amino acids)
Biological process (GO): protein insertion into membrane; protein targeting to membrane
Molecular function (GO): olfactory receptor binding
Source: RefSeq, a predicted model, not a curated record